AUGAACCGCACAAAUUCUCCAUUUGAUGAAGCCUAUGUAACGUACAGUGGAUUGGAUCUAACUUUAAAAGAUCAAUCUGUCUUGGGAUCACGUGUACAAGCCUCAUCGACACCAAGACGAUUGAAUUAUAUCCCGACAAGAAAUCUUUACGGACAAAAUGAAUAUUAUUGCUCAGAACAAUUUAACACAGAAAAUAAUUCCAUUUUCACUAGUGAACAUCCAAACCAAGUUCAAAAUAUCAAAGAAUCUGUAGAUAAUAGUAAACAAACUGAUUUAAAACUUGGAUUUAACUAUAUUUCAGGACUAUGUAACAGUAAGAAUUCAAUCAUUUCUUGUUACCACUCAGUACAAUCAAAUAAUUUGGACUGCAGUGAAGAAACUGAGGAUCUUGAUAAAUUAAGUCCUCUUGAUUUACGCAUUAAGUCAUUUUCUGACGAUGUUUGCUUGAAUAGCAACAUAGAUAAUAAAUCUUUGAUCUUUACCACAGACACCAAAGUAGAAUGUGAAAUAUUCACCAAUACUCUUUUAUCUGAUGAAAUGAUACAUCGGAAUAAACGUUCAUAUACUAGCAAACAACCAGGCAACUCAUUCAACAUUCAAUCCUUACUAGAAGUAACAGAUCAAUUUAAAGCAUUUCCUGAAACUGUCAAUACUACAGAUAGUAAUACAUUUGGUAGUAACAUGAAAAGUAACUUCACUAAUAUGAAGAUAAUCGAUCAAGCAAACUCUUCAAAUUUUUCUUUCGAUCAAUUUCUAAUGGAUCAUUUACAAACAAUGAAUCCACUACUAUUGAAUUCACAAAGAACUCACAUAAAGAGUUCGAUUACACCAUCACAACUAAUAGACAUUACACAGCCCAUACAAUCUACAGCACCGGUUUCGACGACACUGUCUUUAAAUAAUUCGAAUACUAUAAAAUUUCCGGUUAAACAACAGACAGGAAAACCGAAUCCUAUUACACCGAUGUACAGCAUAACUAACAAUCUCACCUAUGAACAAUUAUCAGUAAAAAAAGCAAAACACUCUCCCGUGUAUGACAAUGUUAAACAAACGGAAUGUAUGAAACAAUCAAUGAAGAAUACUUACGACUUGCAUGGUUCAUCGCUCUCAAGCGACGAUUUGAUAGCUAAACAACGUGGUAAAACCUGUGAUGUGGGGAAAAUGCCGAUCAUAUUUUAUUAUCCUGAACCAUCUGAUAGUAAAAUAAAAGUAAAGGCCAUGCUCGAACGGAAUGACCCAUGUUUGAAAUAUGUCAAUGAUGGAGCUGCAAUACGUAAUCCAUUUGCUAUUGAUCGAAAAACUCAACUGAUGCAUUUAACUUCACUACUAUGUGUCAAACUCGAUAACAGUACAUAUUUAUGCAAAGGAUGCAACCGUACAACCCGACGUUUAAGACCAAUGCAACAACACUUAUUAUCACAUAGUGCAAGCAAAUUUAACUUGUGUGUUAAGUGCCUGAAAGGUUUUAACGAUAAAUACGAUAUGAAACGUCACACACGCAAACAUACACUUGUACGCCCAUAUGUUUGUCCAGAAUGCGGACGAUCAUUUAGUCAGCGUUGUUCAUUAGAAGGUCAUCGACGUAAAAUACACAGGAUUCAGCUGAAUUAUUCACCAAAUCAACGUCGUGAAAUAGUACGUGUUUGUGAAACAUGUGGUUACUCAUGUCCAAAAUUAUAUGAUAUGUUACAACAUACAUUAAACAAUCACCCUAACAGUAACUGUUUACCAAGACUACGACGUCAACUAAUCAGAUAUAAAGAAAAAUUUCAAAAUAUUUUAUCUGUAUCAGAUGACAACAAUCAAGCUUCGAAUAUGAAAAAUUCUCUAGAAGAAAACUGUAGUCGGUCUUGCAUAUCACCAUGUUCAACACAACCAUAA
Messenger RNA from Schistosoma turkestanicum, 1881 nucleotides. Lineage: Eukaryota; Metazoa; Platyhelminthes; Trematoda; Strigeidida; Schistosomatidae. The record is from the annotation of a GenBank genome assembly.